GCACACCGAUAAGAAAUCUGCACUCGUUGGCAGCGUGCGUUCGGGCUCCGUUUCUUCCCUUCAUUCGACUACCAGCCGACCGUCGUGGCCAGCAGGAUCACAAUGAGGCACCACUGCUGCGUCCGUUCGGUAUUGCUCCUAUCGGUGCUGACGUGUUGCCUGGCCUUGGCUUCGGCGUGGAGGCAUAGACAAUGGAGGCAUAGACAAUCUGAAGAUUAUGAAGACACUCUCCACUCUUGGCGACCGCGCGUGGUCGUUCCAACCCAAGGUGAGGUGUGGCCACAGCCUCUGAACCAGACGAAAAGCAGCAAUACUCUAUCUCUCGACGCGAGCACCUUCUCGUUCCAGUACGAGGGUCCCUGCUUCGUGGUGCAACAGGCAUUGAAGCGCUACCGGCGCGAAAUAUUAUUCCAAAACUGCACAAAACCUGGAACAUCAAAAGGAGAGCGAUACCAAAAUUCUGGAAGUCUCCACCGUAACAACCACUUAUUCAACGGUGCUUUCCAUGUUUUGAAAGUGACGGUGUCUCGUCCUUGUGAAGACAUCCCUGAUCACCAGAUGGAUGAAAGCUAUGUCCUUUCCAUAUCCUCAUCUGAAGAGUCUUUCAUCUCGGCUCGCACUGUCUGGGGAGCGCUGAGGGGACUGGAAACUUUCAGUCAGCUUGUCUACUCGCCAGAUGGAGAAUCGUGGGUCGUAAACGAGACAGUGAUCUACGACGAGCCGAGAUUUCCACAUCGUGGUCUGCUGAUCGAUUCUUCUCGGCACUUCCUGCCAAUGGAGUCCAUAAUAGACACAUUGGACGCAAUGUCGUAUAACAAGAUGAAUGUUCUCCACUGGCACAUCGUGGACGACGAAGCAUUUCCUUACGUGAGCAAGACGUUCCCGAGCUUGAGCGAAAAGGGUGCUUAUGACCCAGAAGUUCGCGUGUACCAGCCAAGAGAUGUGCAGCAUGUCAUCAGCGAAGCUGCUGCUAGAGGCAUCCGCGUCAUACCGGAAUUCGACACACCAGGACACACCCGGUCGUGGGGUGCGGCAUUUCCUGAGAUCCUGACGACGUGCUACAAGAAGAUGGAACCAAUUGGACUUGGACCGAUAGACCCUUCCACGAACGUGACGUACGCUUUCCUAAAGGAGCUAUUCGCCGAGGUGGCAGACGUGUUUCCCGAACAGUACAUCCACCUGGGGGGAGAUGAAGUGGACUUUGACUGCUGGAAAUCUAACCCCAACAUCUCGGAUUUCAUGGAAAAUAUUGGUAUAACCGGUGACUACGACAAGCUAGAAGAAUAUUACAUACGAAGGUUGCUGAAGAUCGUGCAAGGUGCACGGAAAAGCUAUAUGGUCUGGCAAGAAGUAUUCGACAAUGGCAUUGAGAUUGCCCCGGACACUGUGGUGCAUAUAUGGCUGCAUCCUCAGGAAGAGGAAUUGAGUGCCGUGACGAGAGCCGGGUACAAUGCCCUGUUGUCCAGUUGCUGGUACUUGGACUACAUUAGCUACACCAAGGACUGGAAGAGGUACUACGGCUGCGAUCCACAUGACUUCACAGGGACACCCCAGCAGAAGGCUCUCGUCCAGGGUGGAGAAGCCUGCAUUUGGGGAGAGUACGUGGAUGCCACGAAUCUGAUUAGCCGCACAUGGCCCAGGGCAUCUGCAGUAGCCGAGAGACUAUGGAGCCCUGCCUCAGUAGAGUACACGGACACAACAGCAUCCCGGUUCGAAGAACAGCGUUGCAGGAUGCUGAGACGGGGCCUUAAAGUUGAACCAGAAAACGGGCCUGGAGUCUGCGAUUGCGACUACCUCGUCUGAAUGCGACAUGUCGUGCAAUGCGAUCCGUUGUUCACAGUGAAAGAACGAGAGGCACACGUGGCUGAGUAUUCCAGGAAGGAACAUUGCAAAAAGGAACAUGCAAGAGUACUCUUUCUGUCGCAGUGUGUAUAGUACAAGCUUACCAGCUUCGUCAAAGGGAACAUCGGCAAUUAUCAAACUACAUGCUCAGAUCCAAUGUUCGUAGCACAAAUGUAGCAUGAAUAUAAAUGACAAACAAGGACGCAAUUACGUAGUGUCUCAUAAAUAAAUUUUGAUUUGUUGA
Molecule: messenger RNA, 2086 nt
Organism: Rhipicephalus microplus (southern cattle tick)
Lineage: Eukaryota; Metazoa; Arthropoda; Arachnida; Ixodida; Ixodidae
Product: beta-hexosaminidase subunit alpha
Biological process (GO): ganglioside catabolic process; carbohydrate metabolic process; glycosaminoglycan metabolic process
Cellular component (GO): lysosome; membrane
Molecular function (GO): beta-N-acetylhexosaminidase activity
Source: RefSeq, a predicted model, not a curated record